AUGAUUCCUACUGCACCUACAACGGCACCUGUUGUGCCACCUACCACCGGUCGUGUUUAUACUUCGGAUCGACAGCAGUCGGACAGAGCUCCGAACCUUGUGAGAGGUACCAUUUCUAUUGGUAGUUGUGUCAUAAAUGUAUUGUUUGAUUCCGAGGCGAUGCAUUAUUUUAUCGCGACCCCGAUUGUUGUGGGGCUUAAGUUGCCCAUUGCUGUGUCUUCUCCACCGUUGCGGGUGACUAUCGCCACUGGAGAAAAGUGCGAUACCUCCACUGUACAUCGAGAUGUCGUGUUUCAGUGGGAUGACCGUGAGUUUUCAGUGGAUCUGAUGGGAUUGCCGGUGGCUAAUUUAGAGAUCAUCCUUGGCAUGGAUUGGUUGUUCAAAAGUUAUGUGUGUUGGAUUGUGUGA
This is a messenger RNA of Gastrolobium bilobum, 408 nucleotides long. RefSeq lists its product as uncharacterized. The coding region runs from base 1 to 408 and encodes 135 amino acids. The record is from RefSeq and is a predicted model, not a curated record. The transcript has a single exon. NCBI's taxonomy places the organism in Eukaryota, Viridiplantae, Streptophyta, Magnoliopsida, Fabales, Fabaceae.